AUGCCGUUGCGACAGACCAUUGGCCAGCCGAGAACACUAUGCCGAAUGCGAGCAUCUUCGUCCCCUGCUUCGAGCUCUUCGAUGCUUUCGGACCACUCCCAGACUUGCAAUCCGACGAUAUGGAAGAGAACCUGGCCGACUCUGGUCCAUGUCCUGCGCGAAAUAGAGAGCCUCAGCCAUCCAGGUGUUGACUAUGAUGCAUCGGAUUCAGAACCUGCUCCGCAAGAUGCCCUCCUCUAG
Messenger RNA from Zychaea mexicana, 240 nucleotides. RefSeq lists its product as uncharacterized. Bases 1 to 240 code for a protein of 79 amino acids. The transcript is spliced from 2 exons. NCBI's taxonomy places the organism in Eukaryota, Fungi, Mucoromycota, Mucoromycetes, Mucorales, Lichtheimiaceae. The record is from RefSeq and is a predicted model, not a curated record.